UGGUGGACUAUGUAAUUUCCGUGAUGGAUUAUUUGAUUUAUCAUCAUAUUUUUAGAAUGUCAUGAUUUGAAUCAAAGUGUAAACGUACGAGGUAAAUCCAAGGCCGAGGCCAUAAUUAAGAACAAUGCUUACAGAGCUUGAACAAAGUGUGUACGCCGAGUUAUUCCAAACGUGUGACGCCGAUGGCUCUGGCAAAAUCUCCGGAGGGCAUGCAUUCGAGUUAUUUAGACAGUCAGGAUUACCACAUGAUGUUUUACAGCAGGUUACUGAGCUGUGUGGUGCCAAGAGGCUAGGCCAUUUUGGUCGCAGUCAGUUCUACAUCGCCCUCAAGUUGAUAGCUGUGGCUCAGUGUGGCUUGCCCGUAACUACCGACAGCAUCAACUCAGGUGUUGACAUCCCUUUACCAAAAUUCCAUAAAGUAUCUCCAAGUGAUAUUGGUGCUGCCUCUGGUACUGGCCAGUCCACUGCUGACAGUAUUACUGAAAGGCAGUUGCAGGGCCAGCUGCCUCCUCCCCCCAGCUCGGCCAAGAAGGUUCAUUCCCGCAACUUGUCUGGGCAAUUCCGGGGAGCCCACGCUGAACAACCACCACAACAGAUAUUAAAGGAUGGUCAGCCUGUUGUGCCCGACACUGUAUCUUCUCCAUUCCUUGCCAGUCAGUCACAAAUCCCCACCCAGGGUCCUCAGCCUAGUGUGCCCCUGAGUGUCCCAAUCUCACCCCCCAUCUCCCCCCAGGGACCAACCCCUUUUGCUCCAGUAGCCCCAGUGAUGACCUCAUCUGCUGGGAGCCAGCAGUUGACCUUGACUGGGGGAAUACCAGAAGCAGUACAGCAAUCUGGGAUGGUCAAUCAGAUACCACUGAGGGGCACAGAGGAGUGGGCUAGAUUCGAGAGUGAUGAUGAAAAACAUGGUUUGCUGGGCCAUGGUAAGAAGGAGGGCUGGGAUAUGAAACUGCCAGACUUUGACUCCUCCUCAUACAGCUCAGACACUGAGAGCGUGGAAGAUGUCUGGUCCAUCAACGAUGAGCAGCGGGAAUAUUACGUCAAACAGUUUGAAUCCGUAGAGCAUGACCCCAAUGGACACAUCUCCGGUGUGGUUGCAAAGGAAUUCUUUGAAAAAUCCAAGUUGACUAAUUUGGAACUGUCCAAGAUAUGGAACCUAGCAGAUCUGAAUCAUGAUGGAGCCCUGUCGUUAGAAGAGUUCUGUAUCGCGAUGCACCUUGUUGUUUUACGCCGUAAUGAGAUUGAAAUCCCCGAGAGACUGCCGUUCUCUCUCAUGCCAUACAAUGCUUUCACCAAUGAUGAGAAUGAGCCAUUUGCUGCAGACCUUCCUGAAGGUAGCACAUUAAAGCGGUUGAGCCCACAGACUCCACCUGCAGGCCACUGGGAGGGUCUCGUGCAGGACUCGCCUGCCGCAGUCUCCAGUAGCGAGGUCUCCUCACCGAGUGUUACCCCUGCAAACUUUGACUUCCAGAAACCUGAACCCUCAGAUCCUGAGGCCCAUAUAGUUCAGCCAAAAGCUGUGCGUCUCUCUCCGGACAUGUUGAAUGAAAUGCCUGAGGUUCGGCCAGAAAGGGAGCCAGGUCCACAGAGUCCAGAAAGUAGGGACCUCACCCUCCCCGAGUCUGACCAGCCAGGCGUGACAAAGCUCCGCGCUAACACUGCCACUAUGGCGGACACAAAUAUCAUAGAUCCCACUGUACACAGCCGUCCAAGACCCCUGGUUAAGAGGAACACAGUUCCAGGUGCUAUGCCGGGCCACAUCCUGCCCCCAGUUCCCCUCUCUAGUCACAACGAGGACCGGUUUACAGUCACUACUAGUGUGGACACUGAACCGCCCGUCCCCCCACCCAGACCUCAAAAUCGUAGCAUGUCCGUAGACUACAAAGCCCCGCCUGCUGUACCCCCUCGAGUAUCCGCCAAGGAGGCCCCUGGAGCCCAGAAGCUGGCCCACCUGAAGCACCUGGAGCCUGUGCAGUCCCAGGAGGUGCUCAACAUCCAACCGGGCUCCACUAACGUGCCCCCGGGCUCGAGCGCUGCACCCACCAUCACUGCCAUACACCCCAAUCAGCAUGAUCACACUCACUCACAGGAACGGAACAAGGCUGGUUAUGAUGGCGGAGAUGGGGGUGCAGACUUAAAGACUGCAGUGGCAUGGGACCUGCUAGGCCCAGACUUCCAGGAUGGAUCGGCUGAGAGACAGACAGAGUUCAUACUGGCUGCACAGAGACAAGCCAGUCGAGAUAAGAAAGAGUUACAGAUGGCGAUACGAACACACAAGGAGCGAAACUCAACGUUGUCCAGGCUCAACUCUGAGCUGAACCAGGAGUUACAGGAGGUCAUGGAACAGAGAAUUGCCCUGGAGAUACAGCUGGAACAUCUGCGCCCCUUCUCCAGCUAUCAUACGCACCAUAACUCAUGAAAGCUUACUCUUUCAGACGUUAACAACGGGCAAAAACAAAAAUUGGGACAUUUCAUUUUUGGUCACCUAGUGGGUGAAAUUAACCCAAGCAGUUGUAAGAUGAUUUAAUUUUAAUUUUGGAUUGUCCGGCUUGUUAGGAUUUUAAAGCAAUAUAGUAAGGUCAUGGGCAUACAAACCAUGGUUUACGGGUGUGUGGUAAUGUGAGGAUCAGGGCUUAUUGCUCAACUUGCUGGUUGCCUCCCCUGCAUUGUUGCAUAAAGUCUGGUUAUUUCCCUUACAUUGCAGAUACAGACUGAUUGCAGAUUAAAUCAUAGUACAAAAUGUUAACUAUAUGUAUUAACUGCCAAAUAUUUUCUUUUCAACAUCAUCAUCUUGAUUGAUACUGCUCUAUGAAAUAGACCAAUUAUAUAAUUGCUUCAAACUUAUUAUUUCCAUUUGAAAUUUAUGAUCACAUGUUCGAUGUUAGGGUGUGUAUAAGCUGGCAAAAUAGUCUGUGUUUCCACGGUAGUAGUCAGUGUUUGCCCUGGCGCUGUUGUGCACGGUGUGUGUAUAUAGGGAGAUGGACCCUGGGAUAGAUUGCAAUAUACUCUUCACAAAUAUUACUGUGCUGACAAUUAGUCAUUAUUGUAGUGUCACUCGUAUCUUCAAUAAAGUGUGUGCUUUAAGCUGCCUCCUUCGUGUGAUCACAUGUAUAAUGUCAGUUGUUUUUAUUGCAUGAUUACUAAUUGUGUGUGUCAGAUACUGUUGAACCAAUGUUUUUCACAAUUUCUUCAUUAUUAUUCAAUACUUUUUAGACUUAUUUGAAUGAAAUGUGUAAUUUUGGAUGAAAUUUCUUGAUUAUCAAAAACUUUGAUUCCUCAGUAUGUGAAACAAACAAUAAUUUAUCAACAUUUUAUUUCUCGUCAAAUAUGAUCUAUUACCAUUUACUUGUUCAAAAAUGUUCAUUCAAUACGAAUGAAAAUUGUGUGCAUUUAAGUCAGUCUUAGUGUCUGUGUUUGUUUCAAUGUUUUCAAAUUAUGUCAUUUAAAUUUCUGUCCUGGCUCUCCGAAUGAAAUGAAUUUUAUUCUUGUUACUUAUUGUAAUCUGCAUGUUCAUAGUAUUGCAUCUAUCUCAUAAAAUGUGUAUAGUACAAGGAAUGGUGUACCCCUGUUAAAAUGAAAAUCAAACAGAUGUAAUUAUGGAUUAUAUUGGCCUAGUUAUUUAUGAUACAUGUCUGUAGUGUACUCCCAAGUAUCUAUAUCUUGAUUUUGUCAUCGGUUAGGACUAAUGUGUCUUAAUAAUACUGUGGAAAUGUUAUCAAUGAGUGUACAACAAAAAUAUGGUAACAUCAACAGUUUCAGUUCAAUAUCUUCCGAGUGUCUCUUGGUACCAAAACAUGACCGAGUUCCUUUAAGGUGUGUACAUGUUUUCUGGUAGAUUGAUAACAUGUUCCUCCAUAGAGUAUGGCCCGUUCUUUAAUUACAUUUCAGCAAAUGUUUGUUAAUUCUAAUUCAAGUUCAAAGAUACUUUAUAAAGUAGACAGUCAAUAUACAGUCAAUAAAUAAACAUGAGUCAUGGAGUUAACAGUUAAAAGAUGUUUGAUACAAGUUGAAACAUGUGGUGGAUGUUGUUGCUUUGAUUAGCAUGGUUGGUAAUAAUGGAAUACCCCUACAUAAACAUGUACGAAGCUAGUAAUCUUGAUGCAUUUAAAUAUUAACCCAUAUAAGUGGAAUAUGUGUUGUCUUCCAAGAAGAUUUGAUUUAUGUGUGAUCCUGUUCAUGGAACAUUCCCCAUAUGCUUGUCAUGUUGAUAUGGGGUUUUAAUGAUUGGAAUAAUCGUAUUUGAAGAUAAGGAUCUAUUUUAUUAUUAAUGUGUACGGUAUAUAUAUGAGAUGUACGGUAUAAACAUAUAUUUAUAUAUAUCUAUAUAUGAGAUUGCCCAAGCAAUAACCCAGACGUCACUGUGUACUACAUAACUGUGUACUACAUAACUGUGUGCUACACAUUUAUACAAUGUUUUAAAGGUAACAAUUAUGUUACAAGUAAUAAAGGCAUGAAGAUCAAACCUAUUAUAUAAUAUUUUAUCAUAUACCAUUAUACAAGUUUCGAAGUGUUUUGUUUUUGUGUCGCCUGCAAAGCAUGGCACACAUAUAGGGAUUCAUUGUUCGCACCAUUGGCCCCAGUAACUUUUAACUUCUAAUGUGAAGUCUUCAAACUUGGUUAGUUCAUUGGCCGUGAUCAGGAGAUGACCUCUAUUGAGUUUGGGGUCAAGGUCAUGGUAAUCUUUCCUAGAAAAUAAUGAUGGGUCCACUGACAGGCUACACAUUCAAUACACAGAAUUCUAGCAUAUAUUAUCGUUAUGACAAAUAAUUUUGGUGUACACAAUAUGUAAUGGUAGAAUGUAACCAUUUUAAUCAUUGCAGUUGCACAUUAUGGAUAUAAUAUGGCAUUAUUUGGGAGGUGAUCUACUAGUAUAUCUUUUAUAGGUUCUCUUGCCUUUCAUCUUUACUAAUCUUUAUCUUCAUGUUGUAAGUUUAGUCCUACUGCUUAAUGCUGCUGCGAUACAUUUUAUUAUGAUUUUAGAUGCUAUGGAAAUUAAGUAUGCCAUACUGGAGAGAUUAUAACAAAAUGGCAAGCUGUGUAUUUUUAGUUAUGGCCCUUAUGUCAACUUACUGAACACGUGCCGUGUGAAAUGACUGCUUUCAUGUAGAACUGAUAAGCCGCUUUCUGUGAGGCCUCUGGCAGCCAGAUAGGUCUGUUUUGUCUUGGAAAGUAUAUGUCAGGGCUCAGCACAUGAUGGACGUAACUCCUAUUUCAUUAUGGAGUUGUGUCAGUCUUAGGCUGAGCUAGUAUGUAUCUCAAAUGAACGCAAAUGGGUUUACUUGUUGUGUUUAUUUUUCUCUUUGCUGAUAGCUAUUGUAAACUUAGAAUUGCCAUAGGUGGAAAACAUUCUAAAUUAGCUUACUGUCUUUUGGAAUAUCUGUAAAUUUUGGAACCUUUCCAUUGGUGCAUUCGUGAAUAAUAAUUAUAUUCAUACAAAGUUAUGUGGAUUGCUGUUAUGUAUGUAAAUAAUUUUUAUUUUAAUGCAUAUCUGUUAUAUAACUUGUUUCAAAUAUACUUGUAAUAAAUCCAAAACGACCAU
This is a messenger RNA of Mya arenaria, 5539 nucleotides long. RefSeq names its product ralBP1-associated Eps domain-containing protein 2-like. Gene Ontology annotation, molecular function: protein binding; calcium ion binding. Lineage: Eukaryota; Metazoa; Mollusca; Bivalvia; Myida; Myidae. Gene Ontology annotation, cellular component: plasma membrane; cytoplasm. Gene Ontology annotation, biological process: endocytosis; endosomal transport. Bases 125 to 2419 code for a protein of 764 amino acids. The transcript is spliced from 19 exons. The record is from RefSeq and is a predicted model, not a curated record.